GGAUGGUAGUGAGCCCCUAGAGAUGCUCCACACAAUGACAUGUUGGCUCCCAGUCCUGGCCCUGCACGUGGUCCUGCUGAGCCCCCCGUGGGUGGGAUCCUGCCCCGCCCGCUGUGAGUGCGCCCCACACCUCAAAUCCGUGGUGUGCCACCGCAAGCGCCUCACCUCCAUCCCCGAGGGCAUCCCCACCGAGACCAGGAUCCUGGAGCUCAACAAGAACCGCAUCCGCUGCCUCAACCCCGGGGACCUGUCCCCGUACCCACUGCUGGAGGAGCUGGAUUUCAGCGAGAACAUCAUCUCCAAUGUGGAGCCCGGAGCCUUCAGCAACCUGUUCAACCUGCAGACCCUGCGGCUGCGGGGGAACCAGCUCAAGCUCAUCCCCCCCGGGGUCUUCACCAAGCUGACCAACCUCACCCUCCUGGACAUCAGCGAGAACAAGCUUGUCAUCCUGUUGGACUACAUGUUCCAGGACCUGCGGAACCUGAAGAGCCUGGAGGUGGGUGACAAUGACCUGGUGUACAUCUCCCAGCGUGCCUUCUCGGGGCUGCUGGGCCUGGAGCAGCUGACCAUCGAGAAGUGCAACCUGACCUCCAUCUCGGCCGAGUCGCUCUCCUACCUCCAGAACCUGGAGGUGCUGCGGCUCCGCCACCUCAGCAUCUCUGCGCUGGAGGACCAGAACUUCAAGAAGCUCUACAACCUCCUGCAGCUGGAGAUCGACAACUGGCCGCUGCUGGAAGAGGUCUCCCCCACCAGCUUCCAGGGACUGAACCUUACCUCGCUCUCCAUCACCUACACCAACAUCACGGCCGUGCCCGCCGCCGCCUUGAGGAACCUGGUGUACCUGCGGUACCUCAACCUGUCCUACAACCCCAUUAGCACUGUGCUGAAGGGCUCCUUUAAGGACCUCAUCCGGCUCCAGGAGCUCCACAUCGUGGGUGCCCUCCUGGUGUCCGUGGAGCCGCAGGCUUUCUCCGGCCUGAGACAGAUCCGGCUGCUCAACCUCUCCAGCAACUUCCUGUCCACGCUGGAGGAGAGCACCUUCCACUCGGUCAACACGCUGGAGACGCUGCGGGUGGACAGGAACCCCCUGGCCUGCGACUGCCGCCUCCUCUGGGUCCUGCAGCGGCGCAAGACGCUCAACUUCGACGGGCAGCAGCCCAUGUGCUCCUCCCCGCCCGAGAUCCAGGGCAACGCCCUGCGGGACUUCCCGGACUCAGUGCUCUUCGAGUACUUCACCUGCCAGAAGCCCAAGAUCCGGGAUCGGAAGCUGCAGCACGUGACGGCGCGGGAGGGCCAGUCCGUGUCCUUCCUGUGCCGGGCGGACGGGGAGCCCGACCCCUCCAUCGCCUGGGUGUCCCCCCAGCACCGCAUGAUCACCACGCGCAGCACGGGCAGGGCCACGGUGCUGCCCGGGGGCACCCUGGAGAUCCGCUUCGCCCAGGUGCAGGACAGCGGCACCUACAUCUGCAUCGCCAGCAACGCCGGCGGCAACGACACCUACUUCGCCACGCUGACGGUGAAGGGGCGCCCGGCCGACGGCGCCCACCGCGCCAACCGCACCCUGUACCUCAGCGACUUCAACGACACCUUCCACAACGACACCCAGGUCUUCUUGAAGUUUACCUUGGACCUCAAGACCAUCCUGGUCUCCACGGCCAUGGGCUGCAUCACCUUCCUGGGCGUGGUGCUCUUCUGCUUCCUCCUGCUCUUCGUGUGGAGCCGCGGCCGGGGGCAGCACAAGAACAACUUCUCCGUGGAGUAUUCCUUCCGCAAGGUGGACGGGCCCACCACCACCACGGGCCAGGGAGGGGCCAGGAAGUUCAACAUGAAGAUGAUCUGAGGCUCUCCUGGAGGAGAAGCGUUGUCUGCUGCCCGGCCCCGGGCGCGGCCACGGCGGGACAGGGCCGGGAGGGGUGUGGGAGCACCGGUGACAUCCCGGGGCUGGCGGUGGGACGGGGCUGGAGACACACCAGAGGUGCCACAGGCCAGCAGGGGCGGAACUGGGUGGACCUCAGGGUCGGGGAGGGAUGACCCCAGUGUCCCAGCCCUGCGGGGCCCUCGGUGAGCCCUCGGCUCAGGGGCCAUCCCAGCUCCAGGGGCUCCCAAUGUAGCCGGAAUUUUUGCUACCAACUAUGCAUUUCUCGAGCCAAAAGAUCAGCAGCGUUUGGGCCCAGGAAAAAAAACACUUCCUGGUUUUUUUCCCCCUCUCCCUUUUUUUUUAAGAGACUCUUCAGAAAACUUUCCUGGUGGUUGUUUAUGGUUCUUUUCUUGGUGUUGGUGGGUUUUUUGGUCCAAUGAUUAUUUUUUUUUUAAUGAAUUUCCAAGAGAAAAGUCUUCCGGGGCGAUGUGGGACUGGGGGCUCCGGGGGCGGUUGUGCCAAGCCAGGGUGUCUCUUCCAGCCCCUUGGCAAGGACAGACCCACCAGGGCACAGCUGUGCCUUGAGAGUUUCCCAUCUGUCAGUUUAAGAUGCAGCGUCUGCCAACGCAGGAGUCUGGGGAUGCUCCUGCACAAGCAAUAAUAACCCACCCAGGGCCAGGCUCUCAGGAGGUGUCAGCAGGAAAAAAGGGACAAAAAAGGCAAAAUGAGGCCAAGAUCAUUAAAAUCAGGAGGAGCAGCCCCAGGGUGAUGUGUUUGAAUCCACCCAAGCCACUGUAGGAGUGGUGGGGUGAAAGGGUUGAGAUUCCUGCAAAAGACACUUUUGGAUCUGUUUUCUUUGGGUUGCAAAGUUGAAAUCCAUGGGAGAGCAG
Messenger RNA from Manacus vitellinus (golden-collared manakin), 2748 nucleotides. It is a transcript of the gene LINGO3, whose product is annotated as leucine rich repeat and Ig domain containing 3. The transcript has a single exon. The coding region runs from base 23 to 1840 and encodes 605 amino acids. NCBI's taxonomy places the organism in Eukaryota, Metazoa, Chordata, Aves, Passeriformes, Pipridae. Gene Ontology annotation, molecular function: protein binding. Gene Ontology annotation, cellular component: extracellular matrix. The record is from RefSeq and is a predicted model, not a curated record.